This is a messenger RNA of Danio aesculapii, 4829 nucleotides long. It is a transcript of the gene camk2b1, whose product is annotated as calcium/calmodulin-dependent protein kinase (CaM kinase) II beta 1. NCBI's taxonomy places the organism in Eukaryota, Metazoa, Chordata, Actinopteri, Cypriniformes, Danionidae. The transcript has 25 exons. Gene Ontology annotation, cellular component: neuron projection; cytoplasm. Gene Ontology annotation, molecular function: calcium/calmodulin-dependent protein kinase activity; calmodulin binding; ATP binding. Gene Ontology annotation, biological process: protein phosphorylation. The record is from RefSeq and is a predicted model, not a curated record. Bases 220 to 2301 code for a protein of 693 amino acids.
GCAGUCUAUUUUGAAGGCAGGCGAUUGGAGCACAGCGCGGGGGUGAGGACGCCCGCCGUCAGCAUACACGCUACGCUACUCACCAUUAACCUGUCAUUUCAAGACAUAUCUGGCUUUUUUUGAGCUCAUCGUCGAGGCGAAUAUCCCGGACGCUCUAGCUUGCCGAAUCAAGGACGUUUUGUUAUUCUUAAAGCGUGUCCGAGUCCGAGACGGGAAGACAUGGCUACGACUACAUGUACGCGCUUCACGGACGAAUAUCAGCUGUACGAGGAGCUGGGCAAGGGAGCCUUUUCAGUGGUGCGACGAUGUGUAAAGUUGAGCACAGGACAAGAAUAUGCCGCCAAAAUCAUCAACACCAAAAAACUGUCUGCAAGAGAUCAUCAGAAGCUGGAACGAGAAGCUCGAAUUUGUCGUUUGCUGAAACACCCUAAUAUUGUCCGUCUGCAUGACAGUAUAUCAGAGGAGGGCUUCCACUACCUACUCUUUGAUUUGGUAACUGGAGGAGAACUGUUUGAGGACAUCGUGGCCAGAGAGUAUUACAGUGAAGCAGACGCCAGUCACUGCAUCCAGCAGAUCCUGGAGGCGGUGCUUCACUGCCAUCAAAUGGGCGUGGUGCACCGAGACCUGAAGCCAGAGAAUCUGCUCUUGGCCAGUAAGUGUAAGAACGCUGCUGUGAAGCUGGCCGACUUUGGACUGGCCAUUGAGGUGCAGGGAGACCAGCAGGCAUGGUUUGGAUUUGCCGGGACACCAGGUUACCUGUCCCCUGAGGUGCUGAGGAAGGAGGCAUAUGGCAAACCGGUGGACAUCUGGGCCUGUGGUGUGAUUCUGUACAUUCUGCUGGUUGGAUAUCCACCUUUCUGGGAUGAGGAUCAGCACAAACUUUACCAACAGAUCAAAGCUGGAGCUUACGAUUUUCCAUCUCCAGAAUGGGACACAGUUACCCCCGAAGCCAAAAACCUCAUCAAUCAAAUGCUGACCAUCAACCCUGCCAAGAGAAUCACUGCACAGGAAGCUCUCAAACACCCAUGGGUCUGCCAACGCUCCACUGUGGCCUCCAUGAUGCACAGACAAGAGACUGUGGAGUGCCUGAAGAAGUUCAACGCCAGGAGGAAACUCAAGGGCGCCAUCCUCACCACCAUGCUCGUGUCAAGAAACUUCUCUGUGGGUAGCAGGCAGACCACGGCUCCCGCCUCGGUCACUGCGGCUGCGGCUGCAGUAGCCGCGGCUGCAGGCACCACAGCAGGGCUGGUGGAACAAGCAGCCAAGACCUUGUUGAACAAAAAAGCAGACGUAAAGAAACGGAAGUCGAGCUCUACCAUUCAGUACAUGCCCCAGACAAACAGCACCAAAAACAGCAUAGUCACCAGUCCCAAGGGAAACCUCCCCUCUCCUGCACUGGAGGCACAGACCACUGUCAUCCAUAAUGCAGUGGAUGGGAUUAAGGAGUCGUCGGACAGCAGUAAUGCCACAGUGGAAGAUGAGGAAAUGAAAGGAAAAAUUGUAGAUAACAGUUCAGUUCAGUCAAACCCCAGCGUCCCCCAGCCUGACCCCACCCACACUCCUCAAGGCCCCGCCCCUGCAGUCUUCACUGCCACUAAGUUCACUGAUCUGCUGGGUGUGGUGCGUCGGGGCUCAGUGCCCACAUCUGACGCUGAGGGGGGAACCACUACCACUCCGGCUGUUGUUUCUGCCCCCUCUACUCCCCAGACCCCCAGCAUCCCCACACAGAUGUCACGUUUGACCGAUCUAGUGAGCAGUGUGCGCAAACCCACAGUCCCGCAGACAGACAGUGAGCCAUCAGCUGCCAGCAGAGCCCUUUCCGCCCCAGUAUCUGUCCCAUCACACCCCUCCCCUUCCCCUGCCCAAGUGUCCUCCAGCCCCCUGCCGUCAGCACAUUCACGCAAACAGGAGAUCAUCAAAAUCACUGAACAGCUUAUUGAGGCCAUCAACAAUGGCGACUUUGAAGCCUAUGCUAAAAUCUGCGACCCUGGACUCACUUGCUUUGAACCCGAGGCCUUGGGAAACCUGGUGGAGGGGAUGGACUUCCACAGAUUUUACUUUGAGAACCUGCUCUCCAAGAACAGUAAGCCCAUCCACACCACCAUCCUCAACCCUCACGUGCACCUGAUUGGAGAAGAGGCCGCCUGCAUUGCCUAUAUCCGCCUCACGCAGUAUGUGGAUGGCCAGGGCCGACCGCGCAGCAGCCAAUCAGAGGAGACAAGGGUGUGGCAUCGCCGGGACUCCAAAUGGCAGAAUGUCCAUUUCCACUGUUCGGGAGCUCCUGCCGCCCCUCUGCAGUGAAGGCUGAGCUCAUUGUAGCAACAUCUAUCAAGAGAACCCAGCCAGAAAUGGAGAGUGCAGGAGUGAAAAAGAGAGAGAGAGUGAGGGAGGGGGGGGAAGUUGGAGAGGGAGGAAGGAAAGCGAGCCCAGUGCUGGCCAGUGCCUGACCCUCCCACACUGGGCCCCGCCCCCUCACUUGUCAAUCACCUCACCUGCCAAUCACUUAUGUGCAUCGUCUUCUGUCUUACCUUCAACUUGCCCUCCUCCCUCCUUAAAAAAAACCCCCACCCCUCCCUGUGUCUUUCCACCCGUGCAGACUCCCCUUGUCAUGUACAUGUGCUGUGUGGAGUUGGACAGUCUUUGAUUAAAUACAGAUAAAUAAAGCCUCAGCGAGUCGUCUGUGAAACGCCAUGCUUUCCGUCGCACCUUCCCAGUGUCAGUAACGUUACACUGAAUCACCGUCCUCACUUACAAGUGUUUUCAAUAUUAUUAUGAUUAUGAUUAUUGAUUAAUAUUGUUCUUACUGUUGUUAUAUUAGUAUUAAAUACAAAAGCAAUUGUACGUGUCACUUAUACCACUCACGUUCUGGAUGCCAAUGAUUUUACAUCUAUCUAAGACUUUUUGUCGUUUCCAAAUGAUAUUUUGGAAGAGCAUGACUUUUUUCAAUAUUAUCCACUGUGGCUGUCCUUUCCUUGGUGGUUUCGGAGAAAUAAUGGCCGCCGUUUAUGUACAGGCUUCUCAAUGUGAUUCACAUCUAACCGACGCGUCCAUCCAUGUGUGUUCAGACAUGAGUGGAUAAUGUGUGUUCGCGCGCGUGUGACUGUUUUGAGGCAGAUUUUACCAGAGCCUGGUCAAGAACGACGUGACGUUCGGGGUCUUCCAGCUUUUAGACGUUGUGUUUUUCCACACGUUUGGAAUAAUUCAGAUUUCCUGGCAGUUCGGCGAACAAUUCCUGUUUUUUUCGCAAAGCCACAGUCGUGCUUUAAAUGUAACCCGUGACACCAAUUGCAACGAUAGUAUUAGAUGUUGCGUUUUUACUCAUUAUUUUUGUCUUCAGCUGAGCCAGUGGUGUUAAGAGAGCGCCCAGACUCGAUUAAACCUGAAUAAAAGCCAUACCUCAGCAGCCAAACCAGGUGACCUCCUCAUAUAAACAAAGAUAUCUAAUGACAUUGUGUUUCUACACUAGUCAUACUGAAGGUUUAAAGCGUUUAGAGGCCAACCAAUCGAAGGAAUCAACAAAAUUUGGCAGACGCUGAAGAUUUUAUUGGUGUUUAGCUACAUAAAUGAGCUCUUCUCCUCUUCUUUUGACAUUUGUAUUUUACUCAACAUGGUGUUCAGCUGAGCCAGUGGUGUUAAGAGAGCGGCCAGAUUCGAUUAAACCUGAAUAAAAGCCAUACCUCAGGUGACCUCCUUAUAUAAACAAAGAUAUCUAAUGACAGUGUGUUUCUACACUAGUCAUAGUGAAGGCUUAAAGCGUUUGGAGGCCAACCAAUCGAAGGAAUCAACAAAAUUUGGCAAGCGCUGAAGAUUUUGGUGGCGUUAAGCUACAUAAAUUAGCUCUUCUCUUCUUUUGACAUUUGUAUUUUACGCAACAUGGUGUUGACUAUAUUACUCAUUUUAUUUUUGAGAGUUUUUAUAUAUAUAUUGUUUGUCGUCCGCGUGCGAGACUUUACGACGAGUGAACGAUUUGUAACCCUGGAUCCUUUUUAAACGCGUGUUUACCUUUUAGACGGGCAAAGUGCAAGGUGUGUAUGGAAGAAUCAAGUGGCGAGUCAAAAUCGGCAGCAAUAGUUUUAUAUUUCAGAUGGUGAGAUUUUUGAAGUGUGCGUCACACCUUGUGCAACUUUACGCUGGUUUUCCAUCUACGUUAGAAGGGUUUGUUUGAUCAGAGUGACAUCAUGUGACUAUUUUAUUGACUGAUUGUGUCCUCAGGUUGUAUUUAUUUAUUUGAUAUUAUCGCAACUUCUUAAGUUUGAACACUCAUUAGCGUUGAGCCACGUCAUAUCAAUGAUGACUACUGAUCGUUGUUUUUUUUUUUUUUGUUGUUGUUAUUGAAACAAUCGCCUUUCACAUGGAUAAAAAGAGGGAAUCUUGUGAGGUCCGCUCAAAGAAAGCGACCCCGUGAGGCACGCGUGUGUGUUUGUGCUCCGGUGUUCUGCUUCGGAUACAGUUGCGUCUCAUUCUUGGAUGCUUUAUCUCAUCCCUGUGUUUAUACGAGUGAUCCACAGCUGUUCCUUCCCUUAAAAAUGACAAAAUGACAAAAAAAUAUAUAAAACAGCAUGUAAAAAGUGUACUGUUCUCUGUGUGUUUAGCAACGGAAAUCUCAUGUUAACGAGUGGAAGUGCUCAUCACUAUUAAAACAGGACACACAGUGUGUUUACUUGCAUUUCAGCUGGAAUUUCUUUGCAUGACAGUCACUUGAACACUAGGGCUUGGUGUUAUUUCUCUUGUUGAUUUUUUUUUUUCUAUUGAAUGCUGGUUUUGCCUAAACCUUUCUCUUAUCUGUUUUACCAGCUUUGAUAAGUGCAAAUAUAUAUAUAUAUAUAUAU